GGUCAAAGUCAGAGUGGUGGUCACGGCCCUGGAGGAGGCAAGAAAGAUGACAAGGAUAAGAAGAAGAAGUAUGAACCGCCAGUACCUACUCGAGUUGGGAAAAAGAAAAAGAAGACGAAAGGGCCCGAUGCCGCUAGUAAACUUCCUCUUGUAACACCACACACACAAUGUAGGCUGAAGCUUCUGAAAAUGGAGAGAAUUAAAGAUUAUCUCCUCAUGGAGGAAGAGUUUAUUAGAAAUCAGGAGCAGAUGAAGCCCCUGGAGGAGAAACAGGAGGAAGAGAGGUCCAAGGUGGAUGACCUGCGAGGAACCCCCAUGUCUGUGGGCACAUUAGAGGAGAUUAUUGAUGACAACCAUGCCAUUGUUUCUACAUCUGUCGGGUCUGAGCACUAUGUCAGCAUCCUGUCAUUUGUAGAUAAAGACCUGUUGGAACCGGGCUGCUCUGUUCUGUUGAACCACAAAGUGCAUGCAGUGAUUGGUGUUCUCAUGGAUGACACCGAUCCCUUGGUAACCGUUAUGAAAGUGGAGAAAGCCCCUCAGGAGACGUACGCAGAUAUAGGUGGACUGGACAACCAGAUUCAGGAAAUUAAGGAGUCUGUAGAGCUUCCACUCACCCACCCAGAGUACUACGAAGAGAUGGGCAUCAAACCACCUAAAGGAGUCAUAUUGUAUGGUCCUCCUGGCACAGGUAAAACCCUUCUGGCCAAGGCUGUAGCCAACCAGACAUCGGCUACUUUCCUGAGGGUGGUAGGCUCGGAGCUGAUCCAAAAAUACCUGGGAGAUGGACCCAAGUUGGUGCGGGAGCUUUUCAGAGUGGCUGAAGAACAUGCUCCGUCUAUUGUAUUUAUUGAUGAAAUAGAUGCCAUUGGGACAAAGAGAUACGAUUCUAACUCUGGUGGAGAGAGAGAAAUUCAGAGAACCAUGUUGGAGCUUCUGAACCAGCUGGAUGGAUUUGAUUCUCGAGGGGAUGUAAAAGUUAUUAUGGCCACCAACCGAAUAGAAACCCUGGACCCAGCAUUAAUUAGACCAGGUCGUAUCGACCGUAAAAUUGAGUUCCCUCUACCAGACGAGAAAACAAAGAGGAGAAUCUUCCAGAUACACACUAGCCGCAUGACCCUGUCAGACGACGUCACACUAGAUGACUUAAUCAUGGCGAAAGAUGACCUGUCCGGAGCAGAUAUAAAGGCUAUAUGUACAGAGGCCGGCCUGAUGGCCCUACGUGAGAGGAGGAUGAAGGUCACCAAUGAAGAUUUUAAGAAAUCAAAAGAAAAUGUCUUGUACAAGAAACAAGAAGGCACUCCGGAGGGCCUCUAUCUCUAA
Messenger RNA from Staurois parvus, 1320 nucleotides. The record is from the annotation of a GenBank genome assembly. Lineage: Eukaryota; Metazoa; Chordata; Amphibia; Anura; Ranidae.